Molecule: messenger RNA, 1305 nt
Organism: Daktulosphaira vitifoliae (grape phylloxera)
Lineage: Eukaryota; Metazoa; Arthropoda; Insecta; Hemiptera; Phylloxeridae
Product: regulator of nonsense transcripts 1 homolog
Exons: 2
Coding region: 1-1305 (434 amino acids)
Biological process (GO): nuclear-transcribed mRNA catabolic process, nonsense-mediated decay
Cellular component (GO): cytoplasm
Molecular function (GO): RNA helicase activity
Source: RefSeq, a predicted model, not a curated record
AUGGCAAUGUAUUGUGCUGUUGUCAUAACACUGUUGAAACUUAUUGAUCAUUGUACACUUUUUGAGAAAACGGAAACAAAAGUCAUACAAAUUAAUGAACUGAACGCUAAAGAUGAUAAACUACCAUCGCCAUGUUCUCCGCAUUCAACUGUCCCUCCAACAAAUAUUCCCUGUAUAUUUUCUUCGUCAAAGAAAUACGGGCAUUUUUUCCAGCCAUUAAUAAGUGCUGAAUGCUCGUACAAUUUAAAACUGGGCGAAAAACAUUCGUUUGAAUGCAAAAUCGUUAGCUCUCAAAACUACAAUAAAAAAUCAAAAGUACGUUUUCAAAUGAGUAGUAAAAAUAAUGUAUUUGUAGUUGACGAAGAAUUAUGGAUUUCAAGUCCAAAAAUGACCAACGCCAUAAAAGGAAUUGUUACGAACUUCGACCAGUUCAUGAGCGUUGUUGAUGUAGAAGUAAAUUUUUCAAUCGACUUGCCAAUUGGGACACCGGCAACUUUAAAAAAGUCAUUUGAUAAAACCCCUUACACUCGGAUGGAAGCGGCACUUGCUACUUUUUCUUACAAGUACGAAUCUGUUUCACCUGAAGUAAGAUCAAUGUUGCUCGGGCGUCAACAACAACAUUCAUCCGAACGUGACGAAAAUCUGACAGAUAACAGCCUAUUAGCUCCCAAUUUACCUGGUUUAAAUGAGUCACAGCUGUCUGCUGUGAGCCAUGCACUACGCACGCCAGUUUCUCUAAUCCAAGGGCCUCCCGGUACUGGAAAAACGGUUACUUGUGCCAAUAUUGUAUACAAUCUGUCCAAGUCCGGAACCGUAUUAGUUUGCGCACCGUCGAACAACGCUGUUGAUAACUUGGCAAGUGCCAUGGCCAAAACAGGCAUCGAUGUCGUGAGACUUGUAAAAAAAACGAAAGAGACGGUUAAAAGUGAUCUUUCAAAUAUAUAUCUUAGUGAACAAAUUAAAAAGCUUGCUGGUCAUUCAGAAUUUAAAACUCUUCAAGGGCAGAUUGAUCAAGGUGUCGAGUUGAGCCCAAAUGAGAGAAGGGACUACAAUUAUCUGAGAAGAAUGGCGGAAAUCGACUGUCUAGCGAAUUGUCGAGUGGUGUGCACAACUUGCUCCGGCGCCGGCGACAACCGUUUAGAAAAAAUCAAUUUUUCUUCGGUGGUCGUGGAUGAAUGCGCUCAAGGCUUAGAACCGGAAUGCAUCAUUCCAAUCACCCACGGAGCCAAAAAAGUGGUGUUAAUAGGUGACCACUUAUGUAUGGUUAGUCCUUCUGUGACAUCUCUAAAUAGCAUGUAUAGUUAA